Molecule: messenger RNA, 1419 nt
Organism: Aspergillus pseudoviridinutans
Lineage: Eukaryota; Fungi; Ascomycota; Eurotiomycetes; Eurotiales; Aspergillaceae
Product: CENP-N/CHL4 family protein
Exons: 1
Coding region: 1-1419 (472 amino acids)
Biological process (GO): chromosome segregation; CENP-A containing chromatin assembly
Source: RefSeq, a predicted model, not a curated record
AUGGCGCGUCCAAAGUCUAUCCGUGCGCCUACAGCCGCCAGUCUACCCAACACUCUCCGCAUCCCCUCCUCGACCCCCUCUCUGAUAAAGUCAUUCUCUCGGCUAUCCCGCCAGGCUCUUCUGGACCUGGUGUUUCAAUGGCUCGAUGAUCGCAACGCGCAAUUGUUUCCACCGUAUCUUGAGCAAGACGAAGCCGAGAACCCCGACGAAGAUGAACUCAGCCCGUACCCGGCCGCCGAAUCGAUCGAGGACGUGCGGAAUGCUUACCAGGAUUUACAAGACAGGAAAGGCGGCAAACGCGAGGUGAUUGAUCGUAUAUUGGAGGGCGACUGGCGACACGGUAUUACUUUGCGCCAGCUGGCAAUGGUGGACAUUCGGUAUAUGGAAGACCAUCCAGCAAGUCUGCGAUGGACCGCAUUUGAACUCGGUCGCAUUGGCAUGGAUGGACCUCGAUCCGCAGGAGCAACGGCGCCUGACGUUUCGGCAUGUCUACCGCGCAUCCACGCCGCUACUUUCCUGAGUAACCUUCAGCAGCAGAUUUCUCCCCUGGUGAAAGCGCAUUACCAUCUCGUUCGCUCGUCCUCGCUUCCGCUCUCAUUCCUGCGCAUCUUAGUGACUAAUUCUCCAUACCAAAACCCUCGCCAGCCACCUGAGGCUCUGACGGACUCUUCGCGAGUGAUGUACGUGGCUUUCCCCGAUAGUUGCCCCUUCAUCUACACGUCCAUAGCAUCAUCGCCCGUCGCAAAAUCAACUACAUCCACCAACCAUGCCGUCGCAACCGAUGCUCGGAGUCUGCAGCGCAUUGUACGAGACGCUUUACCCAAAGCAUUAUCGCGGCCACAAGAGCGAUACGCUUUAAGAGCGACCUCUCUGACAGCGAAGAAUCUGCAAGCUUUGCUGGCGCUCCGCGGUCCUGGAAGAUCCAACGCGGCCAAUGGAGCGUUCAGUAUAUUCGCCGACGCGGUACUCGAAGGGAGUCCCUUGGACCCACGUCCGUCGGAUACAAUUUCUCCGGAAGAGCACUUCCACCAAGAGUCAGAUCAUGGCAAGGAGAACGAAAACCAGGAGGACAGCAAUACGGGCAAAGGAAUGGAGCCUACUUCGCAUAUCGCCAAGAAGCGCAAAUUAGCCGUUCAUUCUCGUUUUGGCACAUCGGGAACCCUCUCGUCUGCCCCUCUGGACCGCCUUGACGUGCGCCUGCUUGAUCCGGCGAACGACGAGGAUGACGAACAUGAUGUGGACCGCACGCAGCCAACAGUUUCACUCACCUUUGCCGGCUCGGACGUCAUCAGCGGUAUCCGCAAGCUUGCCGAACUGGGUGUUGUCGAGCCGGAGCGUAUGCCUUCAUGGAUGACGGGCGAAGAAGCAGUCAGCGUCGCUGUUGUUCAUCGAGGAAAGCGUAUAAUCAAAGAUGGUUGA